This is a messenger RNA of Astrephomene gubernaculifera, 728 nucleotides long. Lineage: Eukaryota; Viridiplantae; Chlorophyta; Chlorophyceae; Chlamydomonadales; Astrephomenaceae. The record is from the annotation of a GenBank genome assembly.
AUGUAAGCUAUCUUAUCCUGCGGACAGCUGAUACCCAAAUCCCGGUAAUAUUGACCCUGAAGCCGACGUACGCACAGCCCCUGUCGGCAGCAACUUGCCUAUAAUUAUCGCUCCCAAACUGGCUGGUACGCUCAGUUCGCUCUGCUUCAACAUAUUGCAGCGGGUAGUUGUGAGAUUCCGAGCGCCUCAGGCGACACUUACCAGAAGAUGCGGCGCUUCGUCGUGUGCCUCCUUUUGGUCCUCCUUCGGUGCACCCUGGCAGCUGUCGCACUACCCGUCAUCACCGGCUACAGUCGAGGUCUAAAUGGCAAAACUUUCAACGGAAUCUCGCCCGCAUCGCAUGCUACGCGAGCCAAACUCUCAGAAGAAACUACUGGGUCAUACCUCGAUUUCCUCGCAACGGAAUGCGAUUCAUAUCUUUUCUGUCUGUGCUUCACAUUCGACAAAACUGGCACCUCCGGAUCGUACUGGGACCAGGCGUACGGUGUUAACGCCAACAUGGUUGAUGAUCCGUCCACAUAUUUGUACUACAAGGAUUCCCCCCCCUCAAGCCCACCCCCAAACCUAGCUCCCCCCAGUCCGCCUCCCUCCCCUGCCCCACCCAGUCCUCCAUCCCCUCCUCCCUCGCCACCGUCUACUCCGCCACCUCCAUUACCUCCUUCUCCUCCCCCGACACCCAGUCCCCCCAGCCCCAGCCCUCCCAGCCCCAGCCCUCCCAGCCCCCCCAG